Molecule: messenger RNA, 2265 nt
Organism: Uncinocarpus reesii 1704
Lineage: Eukaryota; Fungi; Ascomycota; Eurotiomycetes; Onygenales; Onygenaceae
Exons: 2
Coding region: 1-2265 (754 amino acids)
Molecular function (GO): lipid binding
Source: RefSeq, a predicted model, not a curated record
AUGCUCUCGUGCUGCAAACCCCGUAAGCCGUCCAAUGGCGAGACGCAGCCUCUCCUCCCACAGCAUGACGCCAACACCCAAAUGCAGCGGGAGCUGCAGGACAAACUUCAUGGUUAUGAGAUGGUGCGAGCUGUAUAUUCAGGCUUUAUGCCAUCCACUGCUCAGACUGUGUCGCAUCUUCGAGCUUUCCUCGUCUCAGAUCUACUAAAUCCAGACAACCAAACUUUGAGCAAGGCAGGCAGGAAGCUGUCCCAAGAUUGCAGAGCGUGGAUACGCGUCUUCAUUGAGGCUUUAGAGGAUAAAAAUGGAGGGGAUCAGGUACAGGAAAUAAUUUGGAAUUUCUCAAAAUCCAGGGUGUCUGUUGACACCGCGGAUCUUGCUGGAAAGGCGUCGUUGUCCAAGGCGCAGGCAGAUACUGCAGCCGCAUAUGAAAGUAUACGCACGAUCGCGAGCCUUUUGAUGACCAAUGCUGACUUUCGGCUAUUGGUCGGUGACCUGUCAACUGUCUCGCGUCAGAUAUUUGCAGACACAGCUUCGUCCGUGUCAGCUACCGCAGCUGAGAUAUCUGAGCAGGUGGAACCCUCAGAGCCACAAAAGGACGCUAUCGGAGGAGAUGGCUCUGAAGAGGAACAACCGCCCUCCAACGAGGACGUUGCUCAAGAGGCGGGCCGAGUCGUUGAUAUUACUAAAGCGGGCCUUAAAAAGGCCGGCAAAGAUGCGAUGAGCAGCACGGAGAGAAACCUGACUGGAGAACAAAGAGACUCUUUGGUGCGUCGUAUCAAACAAACAGUAAUUGGUCUGCGCAAGAGGGAAGAUUAUUCCAAUUCUGCGGGUACAAUAUCACACAUUGUUCAGCGUUACGCAAUGAUAUACUAUCGUGCGAUAGGUUCAACUGCCAGCGAGGUUGAAGAGGAUUUUGAGACUAACCAGGAGCUCAACGAAGCGAUAAGAAACCUUUGGACGUUUCUAUCUUCGUUUGGGUCUCGAGAUGAUUGGGAUCGUUUGAAAGCUAAAUUUCAAUCACUAACAAAGAAAUAUCAAGAUGACGACAAGUUCAAAGAGUCUUUCCAACACGUUGGGUCGACGCUCUUUAAUUUACUAACCAACCCGGAUUUCUAUGACUCCGCUGAUGCAUCUUUUGAUACCCUGAGGACAAAACUAAAGGAAGCGAGCGCUGACUCUGAUCAAGAUUUAGUCGAAUUUUAUGAUCAAUUAAAACGAACCUUUUGUUCCGUUUCUGAAGAUCAAAGUAUAGCCAAACUCAUCGCCGCCACUAAAAAGAUAUACGGCCACUUGUGCGAAGCAUUUCGCGAUGAACAAUCCCGUUUACCGGCUGAUGCCUUACAUAUUUUCCUACCGAUCUUCGUACGAGCGAUUCAGCACAUACCGAUUCCAAGGCUGGAGAUGUCGGUACCGGAAAUGGACCUUCUCCUCGAAAACGUGAUACUUGAACCUGGGCAUACAGUUAAUUGUUCGUCAUUUUUCCCAUAUCGCGUCCUUCUCACAACUACCAACAGCUUGGAGGUGCGCAAAACUCACUCUAAGGAAACGACUACGGGAAUGACUAAUAUCAUAAACUUUACAAUGAAUGGGCUGAAUAUCAGCGCGCAGGAGUUUGGAUACUGGGUUCGCGUUCACUCCCCUCCAUACCUUCCAUACUUCGGCGACGAAGGCAUUGCUAGCUUUGCGCUUGACAAGCGUGGCAUAGAUAUCUCUCUAGAAAUUGAAAUUGGCAGACAACGGCUGGAACAGGUGUUUACCCUCCGGUCCGUUCGCGUCCAUAUCCAUAAACUUGACUAUACCAUUACGAAAAGCAGCUGGGCUUUUCUAUUCUGGAUGGUCAAACCUUUUGUCAAGCACAUGGUCCGCCGUACGCUAGAAAAGAAGAUUGCAGAGCAGAUCGUAACGGCCGCACAAGCUUUGAACCGCGAGCUUGUUUUUAUGCGGGAACGCCUACGGGCGACAAGGAUCGCCGACCCGGACAGCUUCGUGACAUUCGUCAGAGCGGUUAUGGCGAGGAUGACGUGCCGGCCAGACCCGGAUGUGUACACCAGGAUGGGAGUCGAUGCACCUCGCGAAGGGAUCUUCGAGAAUGUGUACACGCCUGCUAGCUUGACGAAGAUCUGGCACGAAGAAGGAGAGAGGGCGGACGAGCUUGUUGAUGGUGGAGAUGAGAGUGGUGGCAUCGGGAUGACUUGGAGGAAUCGGAUUUUCGACUAUUUGCCCUCCAGGCGUGCAUCUCGCCAGCCCACUCGAACAGUUUGA